UUAGUAUAUUCAAAACACCUUUUGUUGUGCCAAUUUUAUAUCUAACAAAGUGUUGUAUUAUUUGUAUAUCUAAAAAAUUUGCUUAUUCAGUAAAUACUUAAGAACUAAACUGCUGAUAAAAAGUGAAUUGUAAUGUUUUCUUUCAUCAAACAGCAUAACAAAAUUUUAACUAUUACUAAUUCUAUUGCUGAUUCAUCUUCUUUGGAAGAAUUAAUCAGCAAUGAAGGGAUUAAAUUAUCUGAACCAAUUCAAUUCGUAAAAUUCGAUGAUAUUACAAAAUCUGAAUUUGAUAACCUUCAAGUUGAUUUGAUUUUGUUAUUUGAAUUCCAAAAAAGUAUACUUAGUCGUUUAUUACAAAUUUUGAAACCAGGAGGUUCUGUUAUUUUAUAUGCAACUAUACCAUCUUCAAAGAAAGAAAAAAUAGAUGAUGUAAUGUUGGAGGAAAUUUUAGAAUUCAAACUUAAUGGAUUUUCUGUAAAGUCAUCAAUAAUACCCAAUGUUUCAUCUAAUCCACUUAUAAACAAACUUUUGAUUGAUCAUACUGAUAAUGGCAAUGAAGUUUGUCAGCUGAUUGCAAACAAACCUCAGUAUGAGAUUGGGUCGUGUAUUUCUUUGUCGAAAUUAAAAAGUAAUACUUGGAAAAUAGAUAGUGUUGUAGAUGACGAUUUAAUUGAAGAAGAUGAUUUGAUUGAUGAUGAAAUUAAACCAAAAGAUAUAGUACUAGAUACGAAAGAAUGUGGUAAACGUAAAGCAUGUAAGGAUUGUACCUGUGGUUUGGCUUCUUUAGAGAAUAAAAAAUCUUCUUGCGGCAAUUGCUACCUUGGAGAUGCUUUCCGUUGUGCAGAAUGUCCAUAUCUAGGCAUGCCUGCUUUUAAACCUGGAGAACAAAUUGUAAUAAAUAAUGAACAAAAGUAAAACAUUUUUCAAAUUCGUAAGCAACAUAUUCCAUGAAAAAU
This is a messenger RNA of Chelonus insularis, 956 nucleotides long. RefSeq names its product cytokine induced apoptosis inhibitor 1 (gene CIAPIN1). The record is from RefSeq and is a predicted model, not a curated record. NCBI's taxonomy places the organism in Eukaryota, Metazoa, Arthropoda, Insecta, Hymenoptera, Braconidae. Gene Ontology annotation, molecular function: iron-sulfur cluster binding. Gene Ontology annotation, biological process: iron-sulfur cluster assembly. The coding region runs from base 133 to 915 and encodes 260 amino acids. Gene Ontology annotation, cellular component: cytoplasm. The transcript has 5 exons.